AUGACUGGUUCUGUAGCAAGGAGACCACCCAGUAGUAACCAGAGGGAGCCUAGUGGUUCUGUAGCUCCAGCUCCAAUUCAGCCAUAUGUGUAUAGUUUGAAUCAGCAAGAGGCUCGAGAUGCUCCAGAUAUGGUGACAGAUGUAUUUUCCAAGGAGUUAGUUAGUUUACCUCCGGAUAGAGACGUUGAAUUCUUUAUUGAUGUAUUUUCGGGUACGGCUUCGAUAUCUAAGGAUCCGUAUAGAUUGAUACCAAAGGAGCUUAGGGAGUUGAAAGUUCAGCUCCAGGAGUCAAUGGAUAGAGGAUUUGUUCUUCCAGGUGUCUCUCCUUGGGGAGCACCUAUUCUAUUUCUUGCUGGAUCUUCUAUAUUCUCGAAGAUUGAUUUGAGAUCUAGUUAUUAUCAACUAAAGAAUAGGCUUUGGGUUCCUAUGUCUGGAGAUCUGAGAAAAGAGAUUUUGUAUGAAGCUCAUUACUCAGGCUAUACUAUUCAUCCAGGAAGUAGUAAGAUAUACGGAGAUAUGCAAAGUACAUUUUGGUGGCAUAGAUUGAAAAAGGAUACUACGGAGUUCAUUUUGAAAUGUGAAGCCAGUCAGCUAGUGAAGGCAGAGCAUCAGUGA
Molecule: messenger RNA, 615 nt
Organism: Dendrobium catenatum
Lineage: Eukaryota; Viridiplantae; Streptophyta; Magnoliopsida; Asparagales; Orchidaceae
Exons: 5
Coding region: 1-615 (204 amino acids)
Source: RefSeq, a predicted model, not a curated record